Messenger RNA from Papilio polytes (common Mormon), 2765 nucleotides. RefSeq lists its product as uncharacterized. The record is from RefSeq and is a predicted model, not a curated record. The coding region runs from base 229 to 2475 and encodes 748 amino acids. The transcript is spliced from 17 exons. NCBI's taxonomy places the organism in Eukaryota, Metazoa, Arthropoda, Insecta, Lepidoptera, Papilionidae.
AAAUCAAAAUCAAAAUUUUAUGACAAGUGUUAACUGAAUUGUAACGUGUUUAAAAAUUAUUUAUUCUCUAUCUGUAUCAUUUUCUUACAAUUUUAAUGGCUAAUUAAAGAGAAUAAAAAAUCCAGUGAAUGUUUAUACAUCGAAUGUACCAUGGGAACUUUCAGAAUAAACGCAUCUCUUCAGAACGCAGCUUAAUUUGGAUAAAUGGAUUAUAAAUAAUCAAUAGAAAUGACUGUACACAGUAGCCACUCAGUUUUACAGGAGGAAGAUGUCAAUGAAACCGCCAAGCAGGGUUCCGAGAACAUAUCAGAUGAAUGGGCUCCAUGGAACCUGGAGCUCUGCACAAAAAGUCCUAACGCGCCGCCUCCCGUUAAUGUCAAAACCACACCAGGACCCGCCUGGGAUAUAGGACAGGUACUAAAAGCAGCCCGCUUGCUUUGCAAGCCUCCAAUGAAUGUUGACUUCACAGAUGAGCAAGAAAUGCGCUGCGUGUAUUCUCUUAUCUAUGAUGUUUUUAGAUACAAGUCUAUUUUGGAUCAGGCGAUUGAAGAUAUCGAUUUCUUUGGAGACUAUCCGCAGUUUUGUGAACACCAGCACGUCACCUGGUUGUUUCUAAUGGAGUUGGCGCGGCGUAAGUGGCGCGCGCGGGGCCGCGACGACCUGGCGCGCACGACCGCACUCCUACGCGACGCCGGCGCCCCCUUUCAGGACAUCGAGCACGCCGUCUGGGACGAGAGGGUACAUUUCGCAGCCGCCAUCGCUAGAAUACGUAUCAAGAAUAAAGCAUACACACUGACAGACCUCCUGCCGCCGCAUCUGCGCGAGGAGUGCGUGUCGGCCUGCGUCAACAAGAACACCGUCACCGGAUGGGUCAACACGUUCAAAGCCAAGAAAGUUCCAUUGCUAGUGAAGCGACUCCACGAGCUGGGAUACUCGUACAGCAGCUCACGACAGCUCUGCGCCGGAGAAUACAGAUUCGAUCGAGUCUGUCCCAGGUUUAUUACACUACGACCACCAGACAACGUGAGCAUUGGUCAACUAGAUCUUGUUAAAAGCGGAAUCAUUGUACUUCAGGAGCGAGAGUUCUGCGAGGGUGCAUCGACGCUGUGCCGGGCGCUGCGUGCGAACGCUCUGCGCGGCGUGGUGGUGCAGACGCACGCCUGCUCGCCGCGCUGCUCCGCGUACCUAGCGGCACAACUACGCGAGUUAGCGGCGGCUUUGCAGGCCGGCACGCCGCCCGCGCCCGCCACGCCACAUCUAGGGAAACUUGUCGUCUUCGGCGCGGGGGACAAAGUGGGAAGCUACGUGAGUUCGCUGCGGGAGUUGGGCAUCGAAGCGUCGGAGGCGCCACAGUCAGGAGCCCCGGUGUACGUACUAAGCGAGCCGGUGCACGGCGAGUCUCCGGCGGUGGCCAGCGCGCUGGACGGCGCAGUCGCCGCGCUCGCCACGCCACCCAACUCCUACUCCGCCGUCACUGACCCCAUCGACUUGGUGUGCGGUCGCGGUGGAGACUUGGCCAUGCUCGAGAUCCUCACAGAAUCCCAAAUGGACGUAAAAGGCAAAGCUAGAGUACAAUCAAUCCUGGAAGAACAGAAGAAAACAUUAAAAACUCUUAUGUCAAAACCACAGAUCCAGCUGAUCCUGUACGAGACGCACUCUGCGCUGGAGGCGGAGAACCAGGCGCAGGUGACGCGCGCGGUCGCCGAGGCCAACCGGCUGGCGCGCGAGCGACACGCCCUACUCCGCAAGAAGCACAAGGAACACGUUGUAAAAAAGCCAAAGGAAGAAAUAGAAUUAUCAACAACAGAAUCUUCAGAAUCGAUAGAUCCGACGCAAUCGGAUUUCAAUAAAAAUGAUCAUGAGGAAGGUUAUUCGAGUGAUGAUUUAGAAAAAGAUCCAAAACAAACGGGUUCUGCAGGUCCACGAAAUGUCUUAACGAAACAAACAGAUAACUCGAAACCUAUGAGACCAGGAACAACUAAGGCCAGACCCAUACCGGAAGACGAUUCCUCUGACUAUAUCGUUCCGAGAGAUCCUGAUAAAGAUAGUCCUGACGUUUACGUACCAGAUUGUGACCUAUUUGAAAUUCAGACAUUACCAGGACUAGGGAACGGACUGGACAUCAAUUAUAUUCUAGAUAGAGAUGGCUGCUACCUAGGUCUCAUUCAAAGAAAGGAAAUAACCCGACUGGACGCUAAGUACAUGAUCCGCGUGGCGGAGGAUCGCGGUUUAUUCGGCGGAUCAUCGGAGAACACGCGGCGCAAGCGCGUAGAGACGCCCCGCAUCGCCGCCGCCGCCAUUUACACAGAGACUGCGUGCUCGUGCGAUGCCAGACAUAGGCCGAAGAGUCGUUUGCGUCGUGCGUCCGCCAAUCUGCCGCUGCUGCAGGCGGAGUCCCCCCCCUGCCGGCAGCCCUUCCCCCUCGCCGUGCACGACCUCCGCCUCAACACCAUCAAGAGGAAACUUGUCGCAUAAUAAUAUCGAAAUAUCUCAUAUUGCUGUCUUUAACGGAACGAAAGAGAUAGUCAUAUUUUGGUUGCACAAGUCACCAAAGCAUUGUAUUUAAACUAUACAAGACUGAACGAUUUACCGACAAGAUAGUACAAAAUACAUAUAUAAAAGGUUUCUUUUAUCUUAAAUUUGUAAUAUUACAUUUAGCAAGCAAAUGCAUUUCGAUAUAAGCAAACGUUAUUUUCAUAGGGAAAUUAGCACUGGAUUUUUCUAAUUUUUAGAUUUAUUUAUUUUAGAAUAAACUAUUUUUAUUA